AUGUGCUGUAUAUGGUUGGUUCUCUUUACUGCACUUUUCUCUGCAGCCAAAAUUCCAUUCGUAAGAGGACAAUCAUCGGAUAAUCUUAUCGGAAAUGAACCGGGUCUUGACUAUCAAAAACUAUUAGCUAAAUUAGAAAUUUUGGAUACUAAAAUCACUCGUGUGGAAACGGCAUCCAAAGAACAAUUUUCCCUGCUGGAAUCAAAGCUAGACAGAAUUUUUAAGCAAGUUGAAACCACCGGCUGGUCGGUGCAGUUAGUGCAGAAGGACGUCGAAUAUGUUAGAAAGGAAAUCCAACAAUUCAAAAACUAUACGCGUGAACAGUUCAACUCACUAAGUGGCAGUGCUACGAUUAUUCAAUCGUUACUUUUGGAAGGUCAGCCGAAGCCGAAAGGAGAAUCAUAUCCUGUUAAAGAUGAAUCACCGUUGCAUGGAAUAAAUCCAUUCGACAAUAAAGCGUACGAUAGUUGUGAUGUGAUAGAAAAAACUAGUUCCGAAAUUGUGAAGUUAUUACCCGAACCAGGAUUUGGUACACCAUUUUCGGUACUCUGUGAUCAAAAAUAUGAUAACGGAGGAUGGAUUGUAAUUCAGAAUCGCUUCAAUGGUUCAGUGGAUUUUUACCGUGGAUGGAAAGAGUACCGCAAUGGAUUUGGAAAUUUAAACGGAGAAUUUUGGCUUGGUUUAGAUAAGCUACACACUCUAACAUAUGCUGCUCCAUAUGAACUACAUGUACUGUUAGAUGAUUUUGAAAAUAGAACUGUAGUAGCAAAAUACUCAAGAUUUGCAGUAGGAAGUGAAAACGAGUCAUAUGCCUUGACAAAAUUAGGUGAAUACAGUGGAACCGCAGGCGAUGGACUGAGCUAUCAUCGCGAUGUAAAAUUCUCUACAAUGGAUAUGAAUAAUGACCUGGCGGGAAAUAACGGAGCAACUGAUUGGACCGGUGCAUGGUGGUAUCGACGGGGUCAUCACAGCAAUCUGAAUGGACAAUAUCUACGAGGAGCGGUUGAUUAUACUAAGUAUCAUGGAAAAGGCAUGACAUGGAACCCGUUUCGUGGAUACGAUUAUUCUUUGAAAGGAUCACGGAUGAUGAUCAAACGAAUCGUAAAAUAA
Sabethes cyaneus is the source of this 1110-nucleotide messenger RNA. RefSeq names its product microfibril-associated glycoprotein 4-like. The coding region runs from base 1 to 1110 and encodes 369 amino acids. The record is from RefSeq and is a predicted model, not a curated record. The transcript is spliced from 3 exons. NCBI's taxonomy places the organism in Eukaryota, Metazoa, Arthropoda, Insecta, Diptera, Culicidae.